Molecule: messenger RNA, 959 nt
Organism: Bradysia coprophila
Lineage: Eukaryota; Metazoa; Arthropoda; Insecta; Diptera; Sciaridae
Source: RefSeq, a predicted model, not a curated record
UCCAAUCGCUAUAUAAACGGAGGUACAAUCUGGGAAAUGUUGCUUGUAACUAAAGUUGUGCUCUAGUAAAGUGUUGAGAUCAAUCAGUGAAACUUUAAAUUGAAAUUAUGGUGCAGUUUAAACUAACGAUUGUUGCAUUGAUAAUUGGUGUGCUUCAGGUUUGCACAGCCAAUCCCAUUUCUACUGAAGAAGAAAGCGAUGUGACGAAGCUAUUCUCAGCCGAUGAAUUACAGCUUGCAAACGAUGCUAGAUUACCAAUUCCACGCUUAGUUGAAGGAAAAUUAGACUUUGGUCUCACAUUCGAAGAAAUGAUAAAAUUACAUAACUUGCGAAACAGUAUGAAAGCACCGAAGACGGCCUUCCCUGAAGAUAUGUAUGGUUAUUGUCAAAUAUUGGUUCCUGAUCUAAAAAUGCCAGCAAGUUUUACAAGCGCUCAGGAAGCACACUUCCCGAAUUUAAUUGCAGUCACAAACCGUUUGCAAGACAGACGCGAUCAUAUUAGCUAUAUCCGAGCGUCAGUUUGCAGUUAUUUAGGUCAACCGGAUAAGUUUGAUACGGAGGCUAAUUCGUUCGGUUUACCAUUGGUUCCUUACAUGCAAAUGCGUUUCAUGACAAUGAAAGCUGAAAAAGCUAAAGGCACUGAUCGUGUUAAAGUUGUUAAACAAAUGUGCUGCCUAAAUAAACACCGAGAUGAGGCUGUUAUGUUGGAUAAAUCAGCAUUCACUGGCUUACCCGAUGGAGAAAUGAAGGAUUUUGACGAACAUUGGAAUCAAUACGAAACUGCAAAUACAUUGAAAUCAUUCGAAAACAUCUGCGAACUUCUAUAUACCAAAGAUCAGGCUAACAUCGAAUGCGUAGUAGCUAUGCCAAUACCAACUAAUGCAUGAAUAGGUUGAUUUGUAUUUAAUACUGGCACAUAAUUUGGAAUAAAUAAAUCGAAAUAAUUGUCGCAAUGAAAA